This is a messenger RNA of Cavenderia fasciculata, 678 nucleotides long. RefSeq lists its product as uncharacterized. The transcript has a single exon. The record is from RefSeq and is a predicted model, not a curated record. Lineage: Eukaryota; Evosea; Eumycetozoa; Acytosteliales; Cavenderiaceae. Bases 1 to 678 code for a protein of 225 amino acids.
AUGUAUAAUUAUUCUAAAUUAUUUAUAACAACAACCACCAUUUCAUUGGUUUUACUAGUUUCAAGUAUAAAUGCAACUACUAAUAAUCACAACCAUGAAGAUUACGAUUCAUCAAACACACCAAUUUAUGCCAAUGUUGUAAGAUAUAAUAAUGGGUCACCAGGACAAUGUAUCACCGAUCAACCAUAUAUCUAUACCUCUUAUUUGACUGGAGCUUGUGUCGAUGGUUGGAGAUACUAUUGCAAGGGCAAUGGAGCACAAGUUGUAUACCAAGCGUUUGAAAGUUUGGGGUGCACAGGUAAUAGCUUCGAAUACACCUACAACACUGGUAAAUGCAUAACCGAUAAGAAUUUCAACCGUGAUGGUGGAUCGAUCUACAGCUGUGGCACAAACUACACCAUCCCCGACAACACUGUCUCUGAAGUGGAAUACAAUGUGCCGUGUGGAGACGACGAUGGUCAAGCCGUAACAGUCAACGCCAUGGUCCUCGGUUCUUGUGUUCCAAACUACCAAGAGACAAACCAGUCUUUUAUCUUCUCUGCUUGCACCGAGGAUACACUGACCACCCAAUCUUUCACAUCAUUUAAUUGCAGUCAACAAGUUAAAGAAAAUACAGCUCCAUUGAAACCAUUUUGUCUAAGUAGCAGCUCCCUUGUUUCAAAGUGCAAUAAUAAUUAA